Ixodes scapularis (black-legged tick) is the source of this 3096-nucleotide messenger RNA. Its product is annotated as spermatogenesis-associated serine-rich protein 2. Gene Ontology annotation, molecular function: ubiquitin binding. The transcript has 15 exons. The record is from RefSeq and is a predicted model, not a curated record. Gene Ontology annotation, cellular component: cytoplasm. NCBI's taxonomy places the organism in Eukaryota, Metazoa, Arthropoda, Arachnida, Ixodida, Ixodidae. The coding region runs from base 71 to 1639 and encodes 522 amino acids.
CAGGAUAGCACUUCCGCUUCCGCCUAUCUGUCAGGAACGCCGCUCUCGUUUGCAGAGCGUUCUUCGUGUUAUGGCGAGAAAAACAGGAGCACGAUCAAUCUAUGAUACUCACAACAAUGUCGCCCUUGCUGAUGGAGAACAGCACAGCCCUGGUGAUAUUAAAGAGAAGCUUAGCAAAGUCAGAGAAGUUGUUCCAAGUAUGAGCAAAGAUCAAAUAUGUAUGGCUCUGAGAACAUAUGACUAUGAUGUCAAUGCUACCAUAACCGCUAUUUCUGAAAAUGGACCCGAAGAGGCACUGCGCGAGUGGAACUGUGCUGGAAAUAAAGUGAAGCCUCCCAGCAAGAACAGAAAAAGGAAAAAGAAGAAAAAGGAUGCAGCUGCAGGGUCAGUCCCAGAGGGCCCAGAUAUAGGUGCUGGGGACGAGGCCAGGAAGGACUCAGACUCCAGCAAACUGGAAGAACAGGAGAAGACCGAGGAGCUGCCACCGGCUGAUAGCCCUCCGGACGAUUCUGCACUGGAGGUGUACAAGCACAAUGGCAGCGAGAUUGAAAAGCCUGCUCAGGUGUCUUAUGGUUGGGGUGACGAUGAACCACCAGAGCUCUUCAAAAAGAAUGAAGUCAAGUUCGAUGACGUGGUUCACACCGACUCUAAAAGCAGGAGCAAACCAAACCACUCACAUAAUGGAAACCGCUCGAAAAGUAGCCGCUCCAAAAACGGCUCGGAUAUCAAGUUCACCGAUGCUUCUGUUACUACCACAAGCACCCUCCCUAAAAAAACAUGCCUCGAGAAAUCUCUGAAGGACCUUUCACGCCAAACUGUGGCACUUCAGAGGGUUCAAGUUCUACUGGAAGAUGAACUCCAUAAAGCGGAAAGAGCCAUCAAGGCUGCUUUUGCUGAAGUGCAAAAACUGUUGAAUGAUCGACAAGCACAACUUGAGGCAGAAAUGGAAAAAGUGAAAACUGAUGCUCGUGCAAUGCUGCAGCGGCGCCAAAAGUUAGCUGCUGAACUGAAAGCAAGAAGUGAAAUGGCUUCCACGCUUCCCGAUUACGAGCUUAUGGAGUUGCGUGAUGACAUCAAGCACUUCGUAGUGGAGCGCAAAUAUGAUGAAGAGCUGGGCAAAACUGUGAGGUUUUCCUUUUCAAAAGAUAGGGUUGAGAGGGAAAUCAAGGAGCUGGGUCAAGUGGUGCACGUGCGGGACCCGUACACAUGUCGGCGACUGUCUCUUUCGUCUGGAGCCAGCUCCAGCUACCCGGACUCCAGUUACCAAGUGUCGGCUGCAUCGAGCCCAGUCUGCAGAAGCCAGUAUUAUACCUUUGAGACAAUGAAAGAAGAAGAUGGCAGUGGAAGACGGCCAGAGGCGUGUCCCAACAGCCGCCGCAGUGGCUACCGUGGCUACUCCCCCGGCAUGCGUUCGGGCGGUUAUCCUCGGGGCGGUCGCAACCGCCGCUCGGACGACCUGCGAUACACCAGAGGCGACCGGGGUGCCCCUGCGGCCCGUUCGGGCUAUGGCGGUGGACGCUCUCACCGCUACUCUUCGGGCUCGGGCAGAGGCCGCUACACUGGAGACGUUGGCCGCCGACCCCGCGAUGAUGAAAGUAACAGGAAGCCCUCUCCAGACCGGGUCAAUGGACGGGCCUAGGGCACUCACCUGUUGGCAGUUGUGUGCUCCUUCAUUUUUUUCUAUUUCCACUCCCCUCUUCAUUGUGUAUUUCACUUCCUCGGUCCACACUUGUUUUGGGCAUCUGUAGCCUGGUGUUUGUGGCAGUAGGUUUUUCACCGGAAGGGGGCACCACUCAUUUUGAGCAGGCUUUUUUUUUUUUUUUUUCGUGCGGUCUACCUCCAACAGUUUCCGUUCUGUUUGUACUUUGUCCUUUGUGGCUUGUGACGUGCCAAACAACAACAAAGCAGGCCUAAUUUUGGUUUUUUGUAGUGUGUGCCUUAACACUGUUUGGUGUUGGAGCUCCCCAGUGUUGUAGGGGACUUUGCAGGAGUCGUAUUUCGGUCAACGAGGGUGGCCUGAUGUGGUCUAAGUAACUUGAUGUGUGCCUAGUCUCAUAGAGGUAUUGCCUUGAAUGUACACAAUAGUCACCCAAGUACACAAUUUUGUCCCUAGUUUACAGUAUCCCGAAUUGGCCACAUAGUGCUGUUGACUUUCCCACUGUGUAGCCACGUGUUAGUCACUUUGGAGCUUGCACGAUGACUGUGUUGCAAGUGGCUCCGGGUGUCCGAAGUGUUGUGCUGAACUCUUGUCAGCAGGUUUUGGAGGGACUGUUUUCCAGGAUUUUUGUUUGGCUUGUUUGAGUACAUGGAUAAAAAGGUUGACUGACUGCUGGUGUGUCUUGAUCUUUUGUGAUGCUUUUUGACAUAGGUUGCAGCUUGGCAUUUUUUUCUUUUUUAACAUUCAUUUAACUUUCAGUUGAAAUGUAUAUCUGUAAAUACUACAAAGGUUCUGUAUAUAACUCCAGCUGGGACGAGCAAAUGUAGAAGCCACAAACCAAGUGUUGGUAAUACUUUAUAUAACUCGACAUGUGGGUGUCAAUUGAUAUGCACAUGUCUUUACAAGCUUUGUUUGUAGCAAGCAAUAUUACUUUUUUUUUCUGUGUGUAUUGGCAGUGCAGUUGUAUUUGCCAUGCCAUUAUCAACUAGAUCUGUACAAGCAUAUAUUAUGCAGUUAAUUUUUAUUUCCUUGUGGGUUGACGAGUGAACGGAAAAUUGAAUAAAUGUGAAGGGAGAGUGCCUUUAGCCAGCUUUUCUUAUUUACCUAGCUCGUUUACUCUUUCAUAGUCUGUUUUAGAAGCAGAGUGGAGUGGUUUAUUAUGGUAGGUCUUCGGUGGUCAUAAGUCAAAAUAUAAAAUUAAGUUUGUGUGUCCUGUUCGUCCGACAAUGCACACUGUGGUCAAGGUAUUGAUUUUUCUUUUAGCUUGUAUUGUUUGUCAGUAUGCGUGUGUGUAUUUAUAUCUGGGAGGUGUGACAUUACAGUGCAUUUGGGUUUUGCCUUGUAAGACAGUUUGAAUCUGUCUUGCACUGCACGCAACAUAAUAUGUUGCAUUUUGGUACUCUGUCCACUGAACAAAAAUAAAGAUUGCUUUGUGGCUA